GUCGACGGCAUUGACUCCAGCAUGCUGGGCCAGUACACCGCCACUAUCAAGAAGGUCAGGCCUGCUACACACACCGUCACACACACACACACACACACAUUGCUCCCCAGUUAAUACAACACCUUAGUCAAUAGAGUUUAUACAAAAUAUUCUAAAUCAGUUUUGUCACUUGUAUCCAUUUGCUCACAAGGUUUAUUUUUGUCUAUCAAUAUCUGUAUCAACUUUAUAUGGCUCAACAAAAUGGCUAAUGUGUCUGUCUGCAUUGAGCAGCUUCCAGUCCAUUUAUAAAUGAUCUAUAGACAAGAUGUCAUGAAUGCCUCUAGACCACAGUCAGUCAGCCCAGCUAACAAUACUUCUAGUGAGACGUUGUCUUUAUGUGAAAAGUCCUCCUUGUUCAGUGAGGUACAGAACCAGAAGUAUAGAAAUAUACGUAAUACGAUCUCGCCUUUUGAAAGAAGGACUCCUGUUGAAAAUACAUAUGUUUCUCUACCCUCUCUUAGAAGGGUUUCUUGCCAUCUGAAAAAAUUCCAUAUGCCUCUACUUUUCUUUAUUUGAACAUAUGGCCCUACUUUUCUCAUAUGUGCCUACUUUACUCAUAUGUGCCUACUUUACUAAACUUAAGCCUACUUAUGCCCUAAUUUAUACAGUAUGGGGUGGUUUCCAGGACACAGAUUAAGCAGCCUAGUCCUGGAAUAAAAAGCAAUCUUGAUUGAGAAUCUCCAUUGAAAGUGCUUUGUAGUCCAGGAUUUGGCUUUAUAUGUGUCCAAACCGGCCCUAUAUGCCUGUAUUUGAUCAGUAGCGAACUUGUCUCUGCCUCUCUCUGUGUUAGGCCAAUGUGAAUGGCCGGGUGCUGUCUCAGUGCAACCUGGAAGAGCUGAAGAAAGAGAUGAACAUGAACUUUGGGGACUGGCAGCUCUUCAGAGGCAUGGUAAGACAAAACCUCCAUCUCCGCUCUUAAAUACUCUACGUUCUUCUUUUAUUGAUUUGAUGUGUACUUUAAUAUCAGCAUCCAGAUUUUUAUUCACCGGAGUUGUGUUUUUGUGUGUAGUUUUUUUGUCUUCUUAAAAUCGGGGCAUCUUGAACCCUCUCUGGAGACAUUGGAGGACUUUAUAAUCCGUAUUACGAGAAAGUCUGCAGUCUGCUCCGUUCGCUCGGGGGGCUGGAAUCAGGAACACAUGUAGCUCGCGUUGAUCAGAUGUCCGUUUGAGCCUCCUUCCACAAACGAAUGUUGUGUUGCCAGAACAUCUGGUCCAAGAUGGCUGAGAUCUGGAUGAAGGAAGGUUAUUGUCAGUGGGAGCUGCAGUCAGCCAGUCUCCACGCAGUCGAGGGGUCUGGUUCUGAAAACUUUACGAGAAAUUGCAUUUACCAUUUUCUCCUCCUCGGAGCACAUCCCAAGCCAUCUGACGUGGAGACUGGAGCACUUAUCCCUACAAGCCCUGUAGAGUUGAACCGAACUUCGAGCAUCACCAUCAGUGGUGCCCUCUGUAUUGAACUAAAAUACUAGUAUUUACUUUGUGUUUGUAACCUAUUAAGAUGAUGGUGAUGUUUUGGCUUCCUACAGUAUCUAAUGGUUAUCAGGUAUAUUAUAGAUGCAGUGUUGUGUUGAGUCUAUUUCUAUUGGUUGUGUGUUGGCUCUAUAGAGUUAGUGGUUGUAUGUUGGGUUUCAUAGCUAGUAGUUAUUUCCUAUGUUGAUUCUAUACCUUGUAUUGUGGUGACAGGUUUGCUCUGGAACUGGUAGUAUAUUUGCCUGUCUAAAUCAUCUCUCUUCUCCCCUCUGUCUCCCAGGUGAUGGAGCAGCGUCACGGGGAGGGCCAGCGUCACAGGGAGGGCCAGGCCCUGCAAGAUGAGUCCCGUGCGGCCAGCGAGCAGGGAAGCAGCGUGGUCAACGUGGAGACGGCCAGGCGGCAGGGUCAGGGAGCUCCCCAUGAGGUGGGCGGCUACAGCUUGAACCUCAGCUUCGAGGAGCUCAGUAACGUGGGCCUGAGCCUGGAGGAGCCCACCCAGAGACACAGAGACACUACACAGCACUGGCCCGUGGUGAGGAGUUCAGCAUACACACACACACUCAGCGUGGGGAGUUGAACAUGCACACAUAUACAGUGGGGAGAACAAGUAUUUGAUACACUGCUGAUUUUGCAGGUUUUCCUACUAACAAAGCAUGUAGAGGUCUGUACUUUUUAUCAUAGGUACACUUCAACUGUGAGAGACGGAAAUCCAGAAAAUCACAUUGUAUGAUUUUUAAGUAAAUAAUUUGCAUUUUAUUGCAUGACAUAAGUAUUUGAUCAGAAAAGCAGAACUUAAUAUUUGGUACAGAAACCUUUGUUUGCAAUUACAGAGAUCAUACGUUUCCUGUAGGUCUUGACCAGGUUUGCACACACUGCAGCAGGGAUUUUGGCCCACUCCUCCAUACAGACCUUCUCCAGAUCCUUCAGGUUUCGGGGCUGUUGCUGGGCAAUACGGACAUUCAGCUCCCUCCAAAGAUGUUCUAUUGGGUUCAGGUCUGGAGACUGGCUAGGCCACUUCAGGACCUUGAGAUGCUUCUAACGGAGCCUCUCCUUAGUUGCCCUGGCUGUGUGUUUCGGGUCGUUGUCAUGCUGGAAGACCCAGCCACGACCCAUCUUCAACGCUCUUACUGAGGGAAGGAGGUUGUUGGCCAAGAUCUUGCGAUACAUGGCCCCAUCCAUCCUCCCCUCAAUACGGUGCAGUCGUCCUGUCCCCUUUGCAGAAAAGCAUCCCCAAAGAAUGAUGUUUCCACCUCCCAUGCUUCACGGUUGGGAUGGUGUUCUUGGGGUUGUACUCAUCCUUCUUCUUCCUCCAAACACGGCGAGUGGAGUUUAGACCAAAAAGCUCUAUUUUUGUCUCAUCAGACCACAUGACCUUCUCACAUUCCUCCUCUGGAUCAUCCAGAUGGUCAUUGGCAAACUUCAGACGGGCUUGGACAUGCGCUGGCUUGAGCAGGGGGACCUUGCGUGCACUGCAGGAUUUUAAUCCAUGACGGUGUAGUGUGUUACUAAUGGUUUUCUUUGAGACUGUGGUCCCAGCUCUCUUCAGGUCAUUGACCAGAUCUUGCCGUGUAGUGCUGGGCUGAUCCCUCACCUUCCUCAUGAUCAUUGAUGCCCCACGAGGUGAGAUCUUGCAUGGAGCCCCAGACCGAGGGUGAUUUGACCGUCAUCUUGAACUACUUCCAUUUUCUAAUAAUUGCACCAAGAGUUGUUGCCUUCUCACCAAACUGCUUGCCUAUUGUCCUGUAGCCCAUCCCAGCCUUGUGCAGGUCUACAAUUGUAUCCCUGAUGUCCUUACACAGCUCUCUGGUCUUGGCCAUUGUGGAGAGGUUGGAGUCUGUUUGAUUGAGUGUGUGGACAGGUGUCUUUUAUACAGGUAACUAGUUCAAACAGGUGAAGUUAAUACAGGUAAUGAGUGGAGAACAGGAGGGCUUCUUAAAGAAAAACUAACAGGUCUGUGAGAGCCGGAAUUCUUACUGGUUGGUAGGUGAUCAAAUGCUUAUGUCAUGCAAUAAAAUGCAAAUUAAUUACUUAAAAAUCAUACAAUGUGAUUUUCUGGAUAUUUGUUUUAGAUUCCGUCUCUCACAGUUGAAGUGUACCUACGAUAAAUAUUACAGACCUCUACACGCUUUGUAAGUAGGAAAACCUGCAAAAUCGGCAGUGUAUCAAAUACUUGUUCUCCCCACUGUACAUACACUCAUACAGACACACUGCAACACACAUCCAUAUGCACACACAGUACAUACAUAGACUCUGGCACUGUCUUCUGCUCAUAAGCACGGAUAAACACAUUCGCAGACACACAGACACAUACCAAGCCAUCCAAACAUCCUUAAAGCACAGGUCUAAGCAGUCACACAUCUACAUUUACUCAAGCAAUCAUUGGUUGAGGAAGUUGACGUGGCGGAAGGCAAGGCAGGGUGUUAGAAAAGCUGUUAUUUUUGUCCUCUCUGCUGUCAAAUAAAGCAUUGUAAAUUCAAAUGGCAGCGUCAUAACCACAAACUACAUGAGUUUGUGCUUUUUCUCACCCCUUCACCCAAACCAGUAACGUCCAUGACACGCUCGUUCCCCCCUCAACCAUAACAAAACCAUUUAACCCCAUUUUCCCCUCUUCUCCCCUCCCCUCCUCCUCCCCUCCGCCAGGCGGCCACCCACCGUACCCCCAGCACAUCCAGCCUCAACUCCCUGGAGUCGUCCAACGACAUCUGCAAGCUUACGGACAAGCAGCAGGCAGAGUACCGCGAUGCCUACCGCGAGUACAUCGCCCAGAUGACCCAGCUGGACGUGGCCGGAGGUGGGGGAGAGAAGCCUGUCCAGCCCCACCCGGGCCAGUUCCUCCAAAGCCGGGAUGCCAGAAACCCAGAGGAGAAUGCCAAAGACGGGUCCGAGAAGGAUGGCCGUAAGCCCUCUUUCCCUACUAAGAAAGGGGCUAAAGCCACGGACGUGGUUGACACUGAUGCACCCCUGGACCCCAUCAGCGAAGAGGACGAGAAGCUUGACGCCAGCGCAUCCAAAGCAGGCGGUUCCAAGGUAAAGGGACCAGGGCCUCGCUACCACAAGGUGCCCAGUGAGGAGGAGGAGGAGGAGGAGGAGGAGGGGUCUGGGCCGGAGGAAUCAGACAACACCCCUCUGCUCAAGGAAGGGGGUGCCCAAGCGCCCAGCAACAUUGCCCUGAACAAGAAGGACUUGUCCGACUCGGGGGUGAGGUCUGACGAGAGCUUCUCGGACCACUCCCUGAGGGAAGUGUUAGUGGAAGCAGAUGAGGAAGGGGUUAAUAAACCCAACCUGAUAGAGCUGGAACUGGAGGUUCUGGUCAAGAAGAGGGCCCUGCUGCCCAGCAGUCUGAGCGGCCUUCAGGAUUCCACCAUCACCCGCAUGUCCAUCUGCUCAGAGGCGUCCGAGGGCAGCCUGAUGGCCUCCAGUCCUGAUGAACCCUGGUUCACCUCCAGCUCCUCCGUGAGCAACCUCAACCGCGCCCCCAGCACCACCACGCUCAACAACAACAGCAACAGCAGCAACAACGCCGCAACCACCAACACUAUCCAAGACUUAGAGAGCUCCACCCCAGUCCUCAUCACCCCAGGCUCCAGCACCGACUCCACCUCCACCACGGGGCCCGUCCACAACCAGAACCUGAGUGGGAUCAUCCACAAGAGGGCCCUGGGGACCGGCGAGGCCCUCGCAGGCUGCACAGGGGCCCCUGACGCUAUCGUCUUGGAGGACGAGAGAGAGAGUGUCCUGUGA
Coregonus sp. 'balchen' is the source of this 5246-nucleotide messenger RNA. NCBI's taxonomy places the organism in Eukaryota, Metazoa, Chordata, Actinopteri, Salmoniformes, Salmonidae. The record is from the annotation of a GenBank genome assembly.